Molecule: messenger RNA, 1901 nt
Organism: Astyanax mexicanus (Mexican tetra)
Lineage: Eukaryota; Metazoa; Chordata; Actinopteri; Characiformes; Acestrorhamphidae
Gene: map2k6
Product: mitogen-activated protein kinase kinase 6
Exons: 12
Coding region: 518-1606 (362 amino acids)
Biological process (GO): protein phosphorylation; MAPK cascade
Molecular function (GO): ATP binding; MAP kinase kinase activity
Source: RefSeq, a predicted model, not a curated record
CUCUCGGUUUAGCAGGAAGAGCGUGUUCUCUCUCUCUAUCUCUCCGUCUGUCUGUCUUUCUCUUUCUCUCGUUCUGUUCAUCAUUAUGCCGCGAGCCGCCGACUUUCCUCAGCGCGAGACUUAACGCAGCCCUGUCCCUGCGCGCGCGCGGCUCCGGGGUUCCGCGUGCAACAAAACAAACAAACUAACAAACAAACAAAAGAAAGAGAAAGAGAGAGACACGGCGUCGCGCGCUGCGUGCACCUUCACCCCCAUAUACACACACACUAGUACCCACUUACACACACUAUAGUACACACUCAAGUACACACACACACACACACACACACACACAAGCUACCAGCCAAGCAACACCGGCGCAACCACCACCACGGAGCACCAGCAGCAGCAACUAACGACAAAACCCGGGCAACCACCCACCAGCACCGCCGCCGGCAGCAGUGCAUGCAGAUCGCGCGCGGCUCGUGCACCUCCGUCGCGAGCUCGCGCGAGUGCUGUCCCGGUGAGGGGGGGAGGAAUGGAGGAAGAGAGCGAGAACCCGGGCAAAGACUCUCGCGCCUCCCCUCCCGCGCACCCGCACGCGCACCCGAGCAAAGGGGAAAUGUCCGUGUCCAGAGGAGGUAAGAAGAAGCCGGUGCUCAAGCUCUCUAAGGAGGCGUUUGAGCAGCCCCCUCCUGCUGCUACACCCCCGAGAGACCUGGACUCCAAAGCCUGCGUUACCAUCGGAGAGAAGAAUUUUGAGGUGAAAGCAGAUGAUCUGGAGCAGAUCGGGGAGCUGGGCAGGGGGGCGUAUGGAGUGGUGGAUAAGAUGAGGCAUGUGCCCAGCGGUGUCAUCAUGGCCGUUAAGAGAAUCCGGGCGACGGUGAACACUCAGGAGCAGAAACGGCUGCUGAUGGAUCUGGAUAUUUCAAUGAGAACAGUGGACUGUUUCUACACUGUGACUUUCUACGGAGCGCUCUUCAGAGAGGGUGAUGUGUGGAUCUGUAUGGAGUUGAUGGACACGUCACUGGAUAAGUUUUAUAAGCAAGUUCAUGAGAAGGGCAAGACCAUCCCCGAGGACAUCCUGGGAAAGAUGGCUGUCUCUAUUGUGAAAGCUCUGGAGCAUCUGCACAGCAGACUGUCUGUGAUCCACCGAGAUGUGAAGCCUUCCAACGUCCUGAUCAACAUGCAGGGUCAGGUGAAGAUGUGUGAUUUUGGGAUCAGUGGGUAUCUGGUGGACUCUGUGGCUAAAACCAUGGACGCUGGCUGUAAGCCUUACAUGGCGCCGGAGAGGAUAAAUCCAGAGACCAAUCAGAAAGGCUACAAUGUGAAAUCUGAUAUCUGGAGUUUAGGAAUCACCAUGAUCGAGCUGGCGAUCCUGCGCUUCCCGUACGACUCGUGGGGAACGCCGUUCCAGCAGCUGAAGCAGGUGGUGGAGGAACCGUCACCACAGCUACCUGCAGACCGCUUCUCACCUGAGUUUGUGGACUUCACAUCAAAGUGCUUAAAGAAGAAUUCCCAAGAGCGGCCAACCUACACAGAUCUCAUGCUCCACCCCUUUUUCACCUGCCACGACUCCAAAGAGACAGACGUCGCUAGCUUUGUGAAGGGCAUCCUCGGCGAGUGAACACGCCCCCUCGCGCCGACACCGAGCCGCCGGCCGGCGGGCGGGACUAUUCCACAAAACAUAAAAAAAAAGCACCAAUCGCAAGACUGACACCUGUAAGACACACCCACCUCAGAGGCAUCAGUGCAGAGGGAGACUCGGGAGAGGCCGGGGGGGUGGAGACUGAAAACGUAACAAGGGGGGCUAGGGGCGUUACCUAGCAACACAGUGUGUGGAGUUGGGCAGGGGGCGGGGUGUGUGCCUAUAUGUGUGUGUGUGUGUUAGCGUGAGCCUGAUUGUGUGUGUGUGUGUAUGU